ACGCGUGUCAUGUGAAAAUCUUCGAAUCUCCUUUUGCUUAUGGCAUGCCAUGUCUUGUGCGGUUCCAGUCAGAGAGAGGAUGCAACACGGCAUUAACAAUCGUAGAAAAAAAAUUCGAGCAAAGCACAAAAGUAGUUGCCAAUUGGGGAAAAUCCAGCGGAAAGCUCGAUCUGUGGUGGCUAAAUCGUCCUUUGAGGUGUAGCUGACGCUCUACUGAUGACAAGCUCACGAUGCCCAAUAGAUGGUGGUAGCCGCAGAAGAAUUAGCCACAGUGCUGAGCGUGAGGUGUGGAAUUAGCUCAUGGUUUUGAAACCAGAGCGUCGUUCGUGAAACUUGGUUGACGGUUUUGGAAAGAGUUUGUGACUAUGAUCGGAAGGUGGCUUUCACUGAGCAUAAUUCGUGUUGCUAGUUCGGGAUGCUCACAUGGAAAAGGUUGCGUCCUUGGAAUUCGCAGAGAUAGAAAUGGCAGGGAAUCAGAGGCCAGCGUCCCAUGGGAGUUGAAUCAGAAGGUAGCUUGAGAUUUUUGAAUUGUUCCACUAGUCGCGAGGUUUCUGCAUACGGCCAGUAACCACAAUAAUUUCUCCGCCUAAUUCUGUGCUCUUGGUAGCACAAGGAUGAGAAUUGAUUUGUGAUGGAAGUGGGGGUAGCAGCACUUGUGUCGCGAUAAGUGUAACGUAGAGCCGAUCCGUGUGGUCUGCGCACGCACACGAAGGUCUGCAAAAUAUUCAAGAUAAAUUUUGAAAGGCGGCUCGUAUAUAUUAAGGCUUCAUGAUCAUCUCAUAACCGACAGAGUAGAAACGGCUGUGCCAAGGAUUUCUUCGUCGCUGCUCAAUCGAACUUCUCCAAUCUCCUUCGAUAUUAUGCAAAACCUCUCGUCAAUUCUGCUAGACGAACAAUUGCGGAGCUCAAGAAGUGUUUGAUUACGCGUUAAUCAACAACACCUCAGUACUCCACUAGAAACUGUUCAGAAUGGUGAUUCAAAUAGAAGGGGGAGGCUGCAUGCAGAUUUGAGAGAUGCGCGUAGGAGACUUCUAUAAUUCGUAGAAAAUGGGCAUGCUUUCGAAAUUGCGUUUUUCAAAUCGCAUGUCCGUUUCAAUUCAGGUGGUAUGUAUCUGUUUCGGCCUUGUGAUGUUGCUAACUACUGUUAGCUUACAAGUAAUGUCGAAGAGGACUUGGGUUGACUACUUCGGCAUCGUGCUAGCUGAUGUUUACCCUUACACAACGAACAUUACCACAGACACCGCAACCCUCUCCCAAUCCUUCUCUGGCGAUCUCGAUGCGUCUGAAUUGCCAGUAGGUUUGAGCUUCCAGGCACCCAACGAUGAUGAUCCAACCUUAGCAUCUUCACCUAUAGGUCCUAGCGAUCAGGAUGUUGAAUUCCUGCAAAGCAGAGAGCAUACAUCGGAGCUGGGAGUUUCUGAAUCAUUAGAGUCUUCUACAAUCGAGCAAAACUCACCCUCAAGCUCUCCCCAGAAUGAGAAUAUGCAUUUACUGAACACACUUGACUCGGAGAUUUCACCUGCAAGAUACGAAAAUACUGCUGUAUCGGAUGCAAUACUGAUGCCAUCACCCGCCUUGGUGUCUGUGGAUACCCGAGAGAAGUUCCUUGUUCCAAUCUUGAGUUGGCAAGUAGGAGCGGGUAAUCAAUUUAUGGAAUACCUUUCGGCCGCUGUCAUUGCCCGAUCGCUCAACCGGACGUUGUGCCUUAGCCCUUUCUUCCCCGGACCAUCGAGGCACACAGGGCGAGUAACAUCGGGAUUGGCGUGGGAAGAUCGAUACGAAGUAUCCUCACUCUCAAGAUUCACACAAGUUGCAAGCUUAAUGCAUUGCUUGAAAGAAUGCGACGACACCAUGAAUCUCAAGAUCAUGUUGAAAAACUCUCGAGAAGCGCGCAUGCCAAGCUGGAAGAGAUACCCCAAUAACAACGAAGCGUUGAACCUGAACUGGGACUAUGUAAAGUGGACUAAACCACAAGACAUCUUCGCCUCUCUGGGCAACCGCAAUGAACGAUGUGUCGGUAUCAUGGGCUUGUUUCCAGGAUUGAGGUGGAGGGGUGCAUUUUUAGCCGUCUCAGCGUUCUUACGGCCAGCUCCUCGAAUUAAAAAAAUUGCCGAUAUGCUACAGCAGUAUGCUCUUGGUAAUGGCACUAGGUACUUGGCAGUUCACUGGAGGUUUGAGGAGUCGGAAUGCGCGGCCCAUCAUGUCGGACUCUGCUUUGUGCGCUGCGACGAUGGUUCAGUGAUCAAUUCCGGCCUGCAUCCUGAAGCCAAAGAGUGGAUCAAGGCAGCAGAGACUCCGUGUAACAGGGAUGGCCAUUUCCGAGGUGUCAUAUUGCAUCAAAAGGAUAUCAUAGAAGCAAUUGAAGAGCGUGCAUCAAACCACAGCGUCAACACCAUCUACCUUGCGACAGAUGGAUGGAUGCGCGGGCACCACAGCAUCUCUCUUUUGACAGAGAUUGUCGAAUCUCUUCGGAAGCGUGGGCUCACGGUAGUUGGGCUUUGGAAAUUAACUGAGUUGCCCAAUUUCGCCGACGGCACUUACUUCGACCCAGUAAAAACAUUGGGCAAGGUCAACCAGGACCUGAACGGCGCACAGAUUGCACUAGUGGAGCAAGAGCUAUGCUCGCGUGCGGUGUCAUUCAUGGGAAGUGGGCAGUCGACGUUCAGCCUGGCGGUGUUUCGCGUGCGACUGGCACGUCGUCGCGUGGAGGAGAUCGUGGAGGCCACGGCAGAGAGCGGCGGCAGUAAGGAGGGGGGGGACAAGGCGACGAUGGACAAGCGAAUUGCUGAGGCGCUGCUGGAAGACGAGCAUCCGGCGGGGUUGCAUUGUCGGUACCUACGGCACAUGAAGCGGCAUCGGGUGCGGGAGGAGGUGGAGACCGAGGCUGACGAGUAUCCCGAUGGCUGGCUCGACCUCCUCGCCUGCGAGGGCCGCCUCCGCCGCGGCGGAAGGUGCCGCGUCGCGCACUGCUUCUGAUUCAUCCAUCCACACACCCAUCCAUCCUUUUAUGCUUCUGAUACAUUCAUCCACUUCUUUCUUUCCUUCUUUCAUACUUUCUGCAUAGAAAUAAAGACGAUGGAGCAAGUGUUUUUCUUUACUGGAUUCCUUUCCCAUUUCUUUUAAGCUUCCAA
Messenger RNA from Physcomitrium patens, 3131 nucleotides. RefSeq lists its product as uncharacterized. Gene Ontology annotation, molecular function: peptide-O-fucosyltransferase activity. The record is from RefSeq and is a predicted model, not a curated record. Gene Ontology annotation, biological process: protein O-linked glycosylation via fucose. NCBI's taxonomy places the organism in Eukaryota, Viridiplantae, Streptophyta, Bryopsida, Funariales, Funariaceae.